AUGCCGAAGCAGUCACGGAAAACAAGUCUUUCCACUGUUUCGCGAGCAGAAAAUGAGCCAGAAAAUAGGCGAAGAGCAAAACGUCCUAUGCUGUUUAACGGAAAUGAUGACAUGGCCAGAGAUGCUGAUCUGGGCCACACUCUGAACAUAACCCUGGACAGUGACGAUCUCUUCGAAUCAUCUGGAGAAGCCAGUGCAGAUUUUCGGCUAAACAUGUCGUUGGAUGAUGUCGGAUGUGAGGAAAAGGACAGAUCACAGAAAAAAAUUAACGUGGAUGUAACCCUCGAUUUUCCAUCUGGACAGCGCCACAAGCGAGUGCCCGAUGAUGUGUCAGGUAUUGUGAAAAACUUCGCAAUAAGUAAUUUCAAGGCAGCCGUUCAUUUGAUUUUUAAGUGCAAGGAACUGAAGACUUUCAUAGAAGAAGCCUUAAAAUCAGCUAUUUCCGGUGAACUGAAGGAAUAUUGUCAAUCAGACAAUUCUCUUUUGAAGCAUACUUCGCCAGCAGAAUUAGCCGCGUUUUCUAAUAAGUUAGUUUGCCACGCAGUGUCAGUGAUGUGUCCCCUCUGGAAUGCCGCCCUGAGAGCUGCAGCUGGUUGCCACAGAUCCAAGGUCAAGUCUUACAAGGCUGUAAAUGUUCUGGUACUUUGCUCUGCUUCUGUGGCCAAAUUUAGGCAUCAGAGAAUGUUGGCCCUUGCCUACAGAAUUUCCGUGAUCCUGUUACAUAGUGGUGCCAAGAGCCAGGAUUUCACCCGCCUUAAUUGUCUUGGAAUUAGUAUGUCCCAUAAAUCGACCAUCGCAAAGCAGCAAGAAAUGGCUAAGGAGCACGACUCGCUGGUUCUCACGUGGAAAAAUAAGAUUGAAACCGCCAAGAGAUGCGAAAGUCUUCUUCAAGAAGUAAAAGAAAAACAAAUACCAGUGCCAGUGGAAACCAGUGAUGAAAAUGAUAUGGAAAUCGAUGUGUAUGAUUUGAACCAGUCAACCCUGGCUUCUUAUGAUUUUUUCUGUCAAGAAUCAUAUGAGAUCUGCAAAGGUAUGCUUGCGUAUUCACCAACUGCCUCCCCUUCUGCUCUUGAAGUGGCUGUUUCUUCUGCAGCAGAUAAAUUCAGAUUACUUCCAAGAUAUAGGCGAGUUGGAUUAUUACAUUAGUAAUAUUAGUUUGAGAUCUGUGCAAGAUUUUUAAGUGGGUCAAUAAUGUUUUUAUGGCAACUGAAAUGACAGUACUGCAUAUAAGAGAUCACCAAAGGCACUCAGUUCAGGGUCUGGAAGGGGGGGUCCUAAUCCCGCAUUCCCGCCCCUUUUUCGCGAGAAUCCCGCAUCCCGCACCUUUUUCAUCAGUUUCCCAAAUCCCGCUUUUCUUUCCCAGAAAAAUACAUUAAAAAGUCUAAUUUCUACAAAAGCUAAUAAAUGUAAGAUGUGGGUUGAUCCUUUCGAUUGAUAUUUUGAAUUUACGCGUGUUUUUAAAGGCUUCUGCAAAAAGAAAUAGCUUUUUGUACCUCAGUAUGAAGAAAGAGCACGAUAUGAAAGCGUGAUCUGUCGUCCUGUACGCGUGCGGACUGUCCUUGAUUGCAAGUUUACAGGAACAGCCUCGACUGUGUCUUCUUCAUGGGUGGCACUGUCUUCUUCUUCUUCUGCUGGAGUCAGAAUCAUUCUCUGACAGCUGGUCACCAAUGUCAUCAGCUGAACUGGGAUCUUCGGUGACUCAGUCGCCAACAGGUAGCUCUUUCCUAUACAUGUUUAGAGGAAGAGUCCCUGCUGCAUGUUUGGUGUUGUUCUGACGAACUGAGAGCUGUCUCACGGCUUUGCCAUGCUCGCUGGUCCACUGGCGCGUGUAGAUUAUAAUAAAAGUGAGGCUGCCGAAGAGACUGAAGAGCUUAAUUAAGCAAUAUAUCGAGUCAAUAACCGGUAUGUUAUGACACCAAGUGCACUUUUCUGGCAUCUGAUUGAAACAAAAUACUCUCUGGAAAUUAACCAUUAAGACCUAUUAACCAGACACUCCAUAGGGUGUUUGGUUUGAAAGGAGACACCACUUAGCGCUCACCUGGUUGAUUCACUUUGGCUGCUAGAACCGGUGGGUUGUGACGGUUUCCUGCAUUCCCGACAGACACGCAAACAUAAAUCCCGCAUCCGUGCCCCAUUUUUGGCGAGUCCCGCGGGGAACAGUCAAAUCCCGGAUCCCGUCAAUAUAUUUAUCGUUUUCCCGAUUCCCGCACCGUAUUUUGGUCAAAUCCUGAAUCCCGAAAAUACCCUUCCAGACCCUGUCAGUUGGCCACUCACGUGGCACGCUAAUUAUUUACUCUUGUUGGAAAUGUGUGGGAUUUCUUUAGGAUACCAGAAGUCAAUUGACUCAGUAGACAAUAAAAAUAAUAAAACAGGGGUUUUUUUUAGGUUCAGGGCACCCUGCAUAAGACGUUGUUAAGAUAAGAAAGCUCUUAAUUAAUGUUCUGGAAAAAUAACCUAUUAAUAUGGAACAAAACUUAUGAGUUCCCAUAACCAAAAAAUGUAUUAUACAACCCAGCCCAGUCCCUUGUAUGGGGACUUUAAGUGGGUUUAAGGUUAAGUGGCGGCCAAUUAAUCACAUGUUCAAGAUCAAAAAACCCUGUCAUUUUAAAAAAAAGUUAUUAAUGGAAGAGCACCACAAUGCCAAAUUAGAAGUUUGGACUCUCUUUGGUUUGAGGACAAUCACUAUUCCACAAGAACAAAAACAUCAUACCACUGACCCAGAACUGAAACAAUGAGGAGAACAUUUUUCUAUUCCUCCAUAAACUAAUUCAAUGCAUAACCUAGAACCAACCACCUCAAUAUAUUUAAAUAUACUGUCACUUUAGA
Porites lobata is the source of this 2826-nucleotide messenger RNA. Lineage: Eukaryota; Metazoa; Cnidaria; Anthozoa; Scleractinia; Poritidae. The record is from the annotation of a GenBank genome assembly.